GUCUACAGGGGGCUAAAAAGCUAGGGACAUGUCCAAUCCACUCCCAUGCGUUUUUGGCCUCGUGGGGCAUCAUUAUUGCCCUUCGCUUCCUCAAUCCUUUUCCCCACCGUCUACCAGCUAAGCCAGCAAGCCAACCGACGAACUAGCUGUCCGACAUUUUCUCUUUACAGCCGAUCGACUGCUCCCAAAGCAUGUGCGCUAGACCCUAAGAAAGCUGGAAAGAGCAGGGGUACACCAGAAGGGGGUCAGGGCUAUCGAGCGGGAUCUGCAACACCCCCCCGUCUGUCUGUCUGUCUUGUCCCGGUCUGGUCUGUUCACACAACUGAAAACCCCAGCGCCGAUCGGGUCCUCAACUUGUCGUUAGCCCCAAUGAUGCAUGUCUCACUAGGUCACUCUUACACGGGGCGGCACUUUUAAGGAUACUUUCUUUUCUAGCGUGGGGCUCGGCGUGUGCUGAGCUGUGCUGAGCUGCGCUGGCAGAACCAGACGAGAUGAGAGUUGGUCGACUUGCUCUGGUCUAGAUAUGAAAUAGUAGG
Messenger RNA from Microdochium trichocladiopsis, 536 nucleotides. RefSeq lists its product as uncharacterized. NCBI's taxonomy places the organism in Eukaryota, Fungi, Ascomycota, Sordariomycetes, Xylariales, Microdochiaceae. Bases 46 to 417 code for a protein of 123 amino acids. The transcript has a single exon. The record is from RefSeq and is a predicted model, not a curated record.